AUGGAUCCCGAAACCGCUAAACAAUUUAUUCCUGAGCCAUCUCUUUUUAAUUACAAAUCAGAAGAUGCUAUUGUUUAUGCUUUAGGAAUUGGUGCAACCACAAAAGAAGAAUUACACUUCAUUUAUGAAGGCCAUCCAGAAUUUCAAGUCUUCCCUACAUUUGUGGUAGUCCCCGGCUUUUUAGCUCAAACUAGUAAUGCAAGUGACUGGCCUGGGGCUAAUUUGGAUUUUAGCCGUCUUCUUCAUGGAGAACAUUAUAUUGAGCUGUUUAAUCCAAUUCCUGCAGAUGGGGGCAAAUUAAGAACGGAAACUAGGGUUCUGGAUAUUUUGGAUAAAGGAAAGGCUGCUUUGAUUAUUAAAGAAGUUACAACUUAUGAUUGUCAAACUAAUGAGAAAUUGGCAGUCCAAGAAUUUGGUAUUUUCCUAUCUGGAGCGGGUGGUUUCGGGGGCAACCGCACAUCGCCUUAUGAACGUAAAUCGCCUCCAUUUCCAGAAAGACCACCAGAUACAAUUUUAGAAGAUCGAAUAAAUCCUGAUCAGGCAGCCCUUUACCGUAUCGGCUCUGGUGAUCUAAAUCCUUUACAUAUCGACCCAGACUUUGCCCAAAUGGCUGGUUUUUCUACCCCGAUACUUCACGGGCUUUGUUCUCUCGGUUUUGCUACUCGCCUUGUUUUGCGUGUUUAUGGCGAUAAACAAGCCAAGAAUUUGCGUUCAGUUCGAAGUCGUUUUUCUUCCCCUGUAAUUCCUGGACAGACUUUGGUUGUGGAAAUGUGGCAGAACCAAAAACAAAUUUUGUUUACUGCAAAGAUUAAAGAAACAGGAAAAGUUGCCAUUUCCAAUGGAUGCAUUGAAUUGAACGAAGUUUCAGUUAUUCAAAAUUUGAGUGAGGAACCUUCCAAGAUUAACACAAAGUUAAGUCCACCCCUAAAAUCAAAAGCAAUUUUUGAUGUAAUGGGGAAGGAGUUAGCGGAGACAAACGAGUCACUCAAACCUCUGGGCAAUGCUUUGAUUUUAUACGAAAUUAGCAGUGAGGGAGAGGAUGGAAGCAAAUCUGUUACAAAAUAUACUAUCGAAUUAACUGGAGACGGAAAGGGAAAGGUUUAUCAAGGAGAGCCUAGUGGAGAUCAAAAACAAGCUCAAAAACAAGAUAAGAAGCCUACUAAGGUGACUGUUUCUAUUGCGGAUGAAGACUUUGUUAGGCUAGUUAAUGGGGAUUUGGAUGGUACAAAGGUGGGAGAAUUAAAUUAAAGGAGUGCUUAAGUUAAGUUAGAACUUA
Molecule: messenger RNA, 1276 nt
Organism: Meloidogyne enterolobii
Lineage: Eukaryota; Metazoa; Nematoda; Chromadorea; Rhabditida; Meloidogynidae
Source: the annotation of a GenBank genome assembly